Mycena citricolor is the source of this 3618-nucleotide messenger RNA. NCBI's taxonomy places the organism in Eukaryota, Fungi, Basidiomycota, Agaricomycetes, Agaricales, Mycenaceae. The record is from the annotation of a GenBank genome assembly.
CUUGACUUCGAUGCUUGCUUCAGCAUCCCAACGCUUGUUUCCUGGAUGGCGCUCUGGGCCUGCAGGAUUGAGGAGCAGCAGCGAGAUUAUCUCCAAUGUUUUCCCCAGACCUGGCUCCUCAGCGAGCAUUCCGCCCAAGCCCUCUUCUUCUUCCGGUGCAGUCAAGGAAAGCUGCCCGGUAAUCCGAUGGACGUAGAACACGUAAGAUCCUUCCUGAAUCCUGGACCAAAAAGAGAAGCCGGGCUGCGUUGCUGAAGGUUUGUUGAUGAUCUCUCCAUCGUCCCUCACCAUCUUGCCUUCGCGAGCAAGAAGCCAAGCGACGCUGCGACGCUGGAAAGGCAGAAGCGUAGCGACAAGCCCGGCAGGUUGCAACGCGUUCUCUGCUUCCCUCGUAGCGACUGGAGGUGCGGGUCCAACCACAGAAUAGAAGAACGGCACGGUCGGAUCCUCGUUGCCAGUAUGGACGAGCGGAUCCGGAUACACAUGCUGAAUCAGCUGUCGCUGCAUCGUUUCCACCGUGCUCUUGCUCCCAUCUGUUCCAAACGCUCUGGGAGUCAACGACACCGUCACAUGCAAGCUCAGGCUAAAGGGUAGAAUGGUGUCUUCAGCAGCCCGCAUCCUCAGUCUCAACUUCGCAUCGAUGGCAACUCGUUUCUCCUGCAUCAGUUUCACGCAUUGCAAUAAGACGUCAUGCGUCUCGGCCAGUCCGUCAUCAGGUAAGCCGAGGAGCUCCAAGUCGAGUCCGUCAGCUGCACGGGGAAGAAGCAAGAACCAGUCAAUCGAUCCUUCUCGUUUCGCAAGAACUUGAGACACGGCGACCACGCGUGAAGAGUGCGAGCAUAACAGCGCGUUUCCCAGAUCGAUUUCUUGCUCGUCGUGGUCCAUGACGGAGGCCAACACUUGUAGGGCAUCGACCAAGUUUUUCUCAUCUGAAGGCCAUUCCUCGUAUUCGUCUCCUCCAGCAUACAGCCCUAAUAUUGAACCAGAUGGAAUCUCAUUGGAAUAGGUCAUCUCGAAGGUGUGGGCCAUUAUGGGGAUCUCCACGCCUGCAUCACGCGCAGAGUCCGGAACAAGAGCCUUGAGUUUCGGGUAUUGCAUCUCGGCCCAAGUGAAUUCCGUUAAUUUCUUCUCAUCGUGACCGGAUUUGGCUUCUGGAGACUCGCGCUUCAUGCGCUUCGUACGACCGGUGCCGCUGGGUGCCGGCGACGCGACGCGUUUUGUCCCCUUUCCCUUACGCGGACUGGUUCGCGAUUCGAGAGCAUUUGAUAUCGGGACUUGCAGCGCGUCAACGAGGCCGGAGAUGUUCAGCGCGGGCCGGUAGACAUGAUGAUUGGGAUUAAGGCGUCGUUUGUUGCGCUGCGAAGGGCCGACUGGAGGGAAGUAGUGUCGCGGAAGCGCGUAAAGAGGCUCCGUGUGAUGGGAGAUGGUGUCGCGCAUCGAGACAAGGCACUCGGAUUAUGUGAGCACAGGCCCCCCACAAUGGUGGUGGUUACGGAAAGACCUAGAUCAAUGAUGAUCAAUAUUGAGUCAUCCUCGAUCACAUGCGCGCGUAACGAUUCUUGACUAGCUUGACCAGCACUUGCGGACCCGCCGAUUGUGCUUUUAUAGACGGUGCUGAGCAUUGCAGCUCUCAAAAUCUUAUCCUUCCACUUGACAUGGCACUUCACGUAUACUCCCUCCCAAUCGAGCUUCUCGAUACUCUUUCUCCACGAGAUCUCUUUGGCGAGAUUCCAUCUAGAUCAACCUCUCCCGUGCCUGCACCCGCUGCUUCUACCUCGGCAAACGGCAGCUCGAGGGCAUGCAACAUCUGCAACGGCGCAUCUUUUCUCGAUGUUGAGGAGCAACGAGCGCAUUACCGGUCAGAUUGGCACAGGUACAACGUCAAGAGCAGGUUGAAGGGAGGGCCUGCGGUGUCGGAGCAGGAAUUUUUGACAUUAGUCGAUGGUCUCGAGGACUCGAUAUCGGGUUCCGCAUCCGAGGAGAGCGACGGCGACGACUCAGAUGAUGCUGUCGACGCCUUAGUCAAGAAGACAACACGGACCUCACGCUCGCGAUCUCCGAGCCUAGAACGACGAAACGCUCCGCAGACCGCGCUUGUUUGGUUUCACUCCCCACCGGCCACUCAGAUCGGGAUUUACAAAGCCUUGUUUUACACCGGAAUAUCCCAAACAUCAUACGUCUCGGCUCUGAAGGACAUGCAAGCGGGAGAACGGACAUGGGCGAUGUUUAUGGUUGCUGGUGGUCACUUUGCCGGAGCCGUUGUUCGUGUGAGCCGUGGGGUCGAGGACACAGGGUCGGAGUACGGAGAGAAGAACAAGAAGAAGCAGAACAAACCCAAACCGGACACGGAAGUCUUGAGGCACAAAACAUUCCACCGCUACACCACACGAAGGAAGCAGGGAGGAUCGCAAGGACUGAACGACAACGCGAAAGGCAAUGCGAAGAGUGCUGGUGCUAUGCUUCGGCGGUACGGAGAACAAGCUUUGCGUGAUGACAUCCGGAACCUCAUCAACGAAUGGGCUGAAGAGAUCAACGCCUGUGAACGGAUCUGGAUCCGUGCAAGCGGCUCAAAUCGCAAGAUAUUCCUCGACUACGAUGGGUGUGUGAUCGAGAAAGGGGACGAUCGUUUGCGUACAUUUCCUUUUCCGACAAGGCGGCCAACGCAAUCGGAACUGGCUCGUUGCCUGGCGGAACUCACCCGUCCCAAAACGUCGCAUUUCACUGAAGAAGCCCUCCGAGCUCAGGAUGAAGCGUACCUCGCCUCGCUUCCGAAGCCAAAGCCGAAACCAAAACCAAUGGCCACUCCGAUUGUCGAGAAACCAAAGCCCGUCAAACUGAGCCAAGAGGAGGAGGCUUUACGUGAACGGUGGACGCGAGUUCUGGAAAUGGUGUCCAAGGGCCGUCUAGACUCACUCAAAUCCUUUUGGGACCGAGAGGGGGCGUCUCUAGGUGGUGUUGAUACGGCCAUUCCUGAGUGGAGUGGAGAACGUGUGUCCACCCUGUUGCAGUUGGCAGCGCAGUCAGGCCAGGAGCAGGUCACCGAGUGGCUGCUUGAAACUCUGCGUGCAGACCCAACCAUUGCAUCCAGCAGCGACGACGGAUCACGACGAACGGCUUAUGAUCUGGCCUCAGCUCGCUCAGUCCGGGACAUGUUCCGCAGGUGCGCGGGGGCACAUCCUGAUUGGUGGGAUUGGUUCGGGAUCGGACAUGUUCCCAGUGCACUGAGCAAAGAAAUGGAGGAGGAGCGAGAUGAGAAGAAAAAAGUUCGGCGCAAGGGCCUGAAAGAUAAAGUCAAGGAACGGGAAACAAAGCUUCCGAAAGCAGCGGUGCCUGAACUACAACUGGAGUCGCCACCACAGCUUAUAGCGGAAACGACUGGCCCCCGCAAGUUGGGUGGGGCAUCUGGCUCUGCCCAAGGCAUCGCAGGUUUGACACCGGAGAUGCGUGCAAAAGUGGAGAGGGAAAGGCGAGCUCGAGCUGCAGAAGCAAGACUAGGAAAAUAGUGAAUUAAGGAGCACAGACUACAUUAGCUCAUAAUUGCGGACGGGCUUUCAGUUCCUGCAAGUACUUGUGUGCUUUACCCAGCAUCCAGAUAGGAAAUGAAAACUUGAAGUUGGG